UCUCCUGCAGCGGGGGGUUUACAGAUGGAUUCAGCAGAAAAGACAACUAAUAGAAGUGAACACAAAUCCAGGAAGUUUUUAAAAAGUCUAAUAAGGAAGCAACCCCAUGACCUCUUGCUGGUCAUUGGAUCAGGCGUCAGUGCAGCUGUGGCCCCUGGCAACCAGGCCCUUAACUCCUGGAAGAGCUGCAUCGAAGCCGUCCUUGAAGCAGCGGAACAACUAGAGGUCCUGCACCCAGAAGAUGUCGCAGUUAAAAAGAAAGUGAAGAAAGACCGAGACUUGCUUGUAGUUGCUCAUGACCUGAUCCGAAAGAUGUCACCUCGCACGGGGGAUACCAAACCCAACUUCUUUCAGGACUGCCUGAUGGAAGUCUUUGACAACUUAGAACAGCACAUUCAGAACCCCACAGUGCUGCAGUCCAUCCUUACCCUAAUGGAACGUGGGACCAUGGUUCUUACCACCAACUAUGACAACCUUCUGGAGAUCUUUGGCCAACAACAGAAUAAGCCCAUGGAAUCUUUAGAUCUGAAGGAUAAAACCAAGGUUCUCCAGUGGGCCAGAGGACACAUGAAGUACGGAGUUCUUCACAUUCAUGGCUUAUACACAGAGCCUUGUGGGAUGGUUUUGGAUCCUUCAGGAUAUAAAGAUGUGACUCAGGACCCAGAAGUAAUGGUAUGCUGUCAGGACCAGCAGGGACCACCUGGUUGGUGGUCCCAAGGGGAAGUUCUUCAGAACCUGUACCGGACCAAGUCCUUUCUGUUUGUGGGAUGUGGUGAAAUGCUGAGAGACCAGAUCUUCCUGGCCCUCUUCCUUUACUCGGUCCAGGACAAGGUGGACUUGGAGCAUUUCAUAGUGGUACUCAAGGAGAACGAGGACCAUUUCUUCAAGCACCAGGCUGAUAUGCUUCUGCAUGGCAUCAAAGUUGUCUCCUAUGGGGGCUGCUUCGACUACUUCCCAGAGUAUGUGCAGGACCUUGCGACCCAGAUCUGCAAACAACGAAGUCCAGAUGCUGAUCGAGUGGACAGUACAACAUUAUUAGGGAAUGCCUGCCAGGACUGUGCCAAGAGAAAGCUCGGAGAAUACAGCAUUGAUGUUCCCAAGAGAAUCCGCCAGUCAGAUCCAGAUGACUCUGGAGGGUCCUGAGAUCCCCAGACUCCCAGAGACCUGUGCCUGGAAAACCAACCUCUAAGUAGCCACAGUGCAGGACCCACACUCAAGACACCGACACCGGAGGGCAUCACCUACCCCGCCAACCCUAUGAGAGCCCCAAGGAGUGUGGCCCGGGUGGGGCCACCUCUCUGUGCGCUUAACUACUAGCAAUCAACAUUUUUACCUUUUCAGGUAAGAACUGGAAAGAACUGAAGGACCACUGUCUCAGGGAUAAAGUCCAAUGAU
Monodelphis domestica (gray short-tailed opossum) is the source of this 1395-nucleotide messenger RNA. The record is from RefSeq and is a predicted model, not a curated record. NCBI's taxonomy places the organism in Eukaryota, Metazoa, Chordata, Mammalia, Didelphimorphia, Didelphidae.